GGGGUGAAAUGCGAAUAGCAUCGCUUUGUUUGUUUUUCAAAUAAAUACAACAGGGGAUUAAUUUUAGGUGACGAAAAUCAGAUUCCAAGAAAGGAUCGGCUUUACAGGUCCUUAUCUUGAAAUAGAUGAAAAGGUGGAAGUGAAGAAGAAAUUGAAAUUAUUUUAUUAAACUUUAAAGUUAAAUUACUGCUAAAUUAGUAUUUUCUUCCGCUUUAUUUAUCCAGCCAAAUUUCAACGAUUUAAGUUGAGAUUUCUCAAGAGAAAAUAUUUUCAAAUUUCGUUGAAGAAUAAACAACGAAAUUUUAUCUCAGUGUUUGCGAUAUUUCAAGCGAAUGAGUCUAUAAAAAACUGACGGUUCCUUCGCUAAUGGUCUCCAUAAAUAUUCAUCAUAAAUCACAACAAAAAAGACGCAAAGAAAAGUGAAAAUGCUUGCUCUUGGGGAAAAACCGGUGGAUUGUUAAUGUAACGCAAAAAAGGAAGCUGCCUUGACCUUUCGUGAUUCUAAAGCAGCAAAAGAACCGAAUUCAAUUGCUGAGACCGCCAAUAGUAAAAGAGCAUCCAACAAAACGAAAUUUCAUUAAGAAAACAGAAGAAGCGCACAUAUUCGAUUUGAGAAAAGAGGAAAUCGGAGAAUCGUUCUCCUUUUUUUUUUGGCCAACAGCCGCGAGCUCGUUUUCGACGGCCGAUUGGUGUGCGGCGCAUACCAAAAGCGGCCGAGGAAGUGUUUGGGAAAUGAGAUUUUCAGCACCCGGGGCGCGGGUUGGUUUCGACGCCCACGCGAUCGCAGGGUGCGGAAUACGAAUUGCCAGGGUGGUGGACAGGCCGUGGAGGCGCGCGCGAUCGCAGCAGCGCCGCCCUUGUCUUGCCCCCAAUCUGCCGCCACCCGACCGACAUGAAGCACCUGCUGCGCUGCACGCUGCUCCUGAUGGCCACUUCGAGUGCCCUCGCUGCCGUCUUGCCCUGCACCUCUACCAACGAUUGCCCCGACUACUGGACCCUAGAGCGAAUGCGAGAGCACUUGAAUCAGUGUUGGAGGAUGGACUGGUGUAGGCGGCUGUUGCGCAAAACCCUGGAAGAUUUAAAUCAGGAGCACCUGAUGGACAGCUUGAGCAACAGCAAGAGGGACGUUUUCACCAGCCGAGGGUGGGCCGCCGGGGGGUUGCCGUCGCACUUCGCCAGUAACAGGAAAAAUCAGCAGCAGCAGCCGGAGAUGAAUACCAACAACCGGCAGCCCCGAUUCAGCGCCCUUCAGGGUCUCAACCCAGGCGUCGCCCUGAUCGCCGACUCGAGGAUAUACGAAGAGGACCCUGAUGCCAAUGAGCAACUGCAGGCCGCCCCCCAAAAGAUCACCCAACCAAAGGUGGAAAACAGCACCCACCACAACAAAAACUAUUCGGGCCUGCCGCAGUUGUUUGUUUCGUACGGGUGGGGACCCCUGGGGCGGAAGUAAACGAUGAAUUCAUGUUGGCCAUUUCAGUUUUGAAUGUGAAAUUGUCAUUAUUUUUUUUUAAUUUCAGACUCAGACUCUGCUCAUCUUUCUGUCACCCUUUCGGCAAUAAAUGUUCAUAGCA
Molecule: messenger RNA, 1571 nt
Organism: Neocloeon triangulifer
Lineage: Eukaryota; Metazoa; Arthropoda; Insecta; Ephemeroptera; Baetidae
Exons: 2
Coding region: 893-1450 (185 amino acids)
Source: RefSeq, a predicted model, not a curated record